ACUCGCAAUCGAGAAGUCAUUGAUACCACCGGUUAUCUACAGAAGCGACUCAACACCCUGGAUUGUCUGAUAAAGAAGAUAGAGAAGUAUAGAUAUAUUAAGGACAAGUGUUGACAUGGAAACCUACCUGUUGGUGAUCGCUACUGGGCUUAUGUUAGGCGGGUGCUCCUGCAAACCAUCACAGCUAUCAUUUGGAGAUGCUGUCAAGUUUCUUCAAGUCGGGGGGCAGAUAUCGUACGACUUGAAUGUCAGCAAAUGCAGCAACAGUCUGCCCAAGAAGAUCCCAUCCUUCUCGUGGGGGGACAGGGUUGACGACGCCAUCAUCUUUGACGAGGGAAAUGCACAGUUCUCAGUAGAGUUCUCUAUCACCAGGAAGGUCAACGGGAUAAGAUAUAACCUUACAGAUCGCCCUGUAAGGUUCACUCAAAUAUCCGUCAGUGCCGACCAAGUCUUUGUGGAGAUCACGGACGUCAACGAAGAUGCUCCCGCCUUUCUUUCAACCGGCUCUAUUCAGUGUGCAAGUACAGACGGAGGUGUUGUUGUGAACAAGUUGUCCACGCCAAGCGGAGAGGUGACCACCCAGGAUGACCUCAUCAGCCGCCUCCGCAUGGGCUACGCCAUGACCUACGCGUUACAGUGGGAUAAGUGUUCCCCAGAUAACACUACGACCAACCAGUGGUGGUCCGGGAGGAUCUCAGGUUACCGGUUUGGCCACAAUGGCGGCGUCAGCUUCACCCAAGUUGUAGAUAGUGCCCAAAAGGAGUACUUCAUCGAAGUCAGUGUCAUGACGUCCAGUGUCAAGGUGCAGAUGUUCGACAUUGAAAGGUUACAAAGGAAGCAGGGUCCGACAGAAACUAGAAUGUGUGCAUUGGGCCAGAGCUAUCGAGUCUUUACGCACCAAGACGCAUAGUAUCCCACAAACCAUCAAUAAGAUGUUCGACAUUGAAAGGUUACAAAGGAAGCAGGGUCCGACAGAAACUAGAAUGUGUGUGCAUUGGGCCAGAGCUAUCGAGUCUUUACGCAUCAAGACGCAUAGUAUCCCACAAACCAUCAAUAAAAUGUGUCUCUGCUCAG
This is a messenger RNA of Haliotis rufescens (red abalone), 1074 nucleotides long. RefSeq lists its product as uncharacterized. NCBI's taxonomy places the organism in Eukaryota, Metazoa, Mollusca, Gastropoda, Lepetellida, Haliotidae. The coding region runs from base 116 to 910 and encodes 264 amino acids. The record is from RefSeq and is a predicted model, not a curated record. The transcript is spliced from 5 exons.